AGGCAGUUGGUGAAGGCAAGUGGAAGGCAUGACCCCCUCCUCAGACAAAGAGCUCAACGGGCUAGAUAACCCCAGCUUCAUGGGUGAAGAUGGGAAACACUACUGCUCCUCACUGGAUCGUGCUGCCCAGGGCCCAGAGGAAGGCAGGGACAUGGGCCACGGUGGUAUCAAGCUUGCCUACACUGUCAUGGACAUGCCCCCCUGGUACCUGUGCAUCCUGCUGGGCAUUCAGCAUUUCCUGACAGCCCUGGGAGGUCUCAUAGCCAUCCCACUGAUCCUCUCCAAAGAGCUUUGCCUCCAGCAUGACCUUCUCACCCAGAGCCACCUGAUCAGCACCAUCUUCUUUGUCUCAGGGAUUUGCACCCUGCUGCAGGUCCUCUUUGGAGUCAGGUUGCCUAUUAUUCAAGGAGGAACUUUUGCAUUCCUGACCCCCACCCUGGCCAUGCUGUCUCUCCCCAAGUGGAAAUGCCCUUCUUGGACACAGAAUGCCACCCUGGUGAAUGCCUCUUCACCAGAGUUCAUUGAAGUCUGGCAGACGCGGAUGCGAGAAUUGCAAGGAGCUAUCAUUGUAGCUUCUUGCUUCCAAAUCUUCGUUGGAUUUUCUGGCCUGAUUGGAUUCCUGAUGAAGUUCAUUGGCCCCCUGACAAUCGCGCCCACCAUCACCUUGGUUGCACUUCCUCUCUUUGACUCGGCUGGUGAUGAGGCUGGGCAGCACUGGGGCAUAGCGUUCAUGACUAUUUCUUUCAUAGUUCUGUUCUCUCAGUACCUGAAAGACGUCCCUGUGCCACUGCCAUCUUACCAGGGAGGCAUGAAGUGCCACCUCUCCCCAGUCUACCUCUUCCAGAUCUUCCCGGUGCUGAUGGGGCUGUCCCUGAGCUGGCUGCUCUGCUACGUGCUGACGGUGACCGACGUCCUCCCUGCAGACCCCACUGCCUAUGGCCACCUGGCCCGGACGGACAUUCGUGGGGAUGUUUUAUCCCAGGCUCCCUGGUUUCGGCUGCCUUACCCAGGCCAGUGGGGAAUGCCAACAGUCAGCCUGGCUGGAAUAUUUGGCAUCUUAGCUGGGGUGAUUUCCUCCAUGCUGGAGUCUGUGGGAGAUUACUAUGCCUGUGCUCGCCUGGCCGGGGCCCCGCCACCACCAAAGCACGCCAUCAGCCGUGGCAUCGGGGUAGAAGGCAUCGGCUGCCUCCUGGCUGGUGCCUGGGGGACGGGGAACGGCACCACCUCAUACAGCGAGAACGUGGGGGCCCUGGGCAUCACCAAGGUAGGGAGUCGAAUGGUGAUCAUUGCCGGUGCCUGCACCAUGCUCCUCAGCGGUAUCUCCGGGAAAGUCGGGGCAAUGCUUGCCAGCAUACCCACCCCCGUGAUCGGAGGCAUGUUCCUUGUGAUGUUUGGAGUUAUCACGGCAGUGGGGAUUUCCAAUUUGCAGUACACUGAUAUGAACUCCUCGAGAAACAUCUUUAUCUUUGGAUUUUCUGUAUUUGCUGGCCUCACAGUUCCCAACUGGGCAAACAAAAAUAGCAUGCUGCUGGAAACAGGAAUCAUCCAGCUGGACCAGGUGAUCCAGGUGCUUCUCACCACUGGCAUGUUUGUAGGUGGACUCCUGGGGUUUAUCCUUGACAACACCAUUCCAGGAACACAGGAGGAGCGAGGGCUCCUGGCAUGGAAGCACAGCCACAUGGGAGAGGCAGACAUCUCUCAGCUCAUUUCCAAGGUGUAUGAUCUUCCAUUUGGCAUAGGCACCAAAUACUGUGCUGUCUCUUGGUUUCGGUAUCUCCCUGCUUGCCCCAAAGGGCUAUCCGGUGGCAAGAGAAUGGAUGAACUGAAAGCUGCCAAACAGGAAAGCAGUGUUAGAGCAAGCUCAGAAAGAGACUCUGAGAUAGGUGCUGAUACAAGGAUAUAAGCACCUUCCUAUCUCGGAAGCUGAGGUCUGAAAAGGAUGUCUGCAGCCCACAACAUUUGAACAUGAGCUGGCAGCUGUCAGAGGCUGGAGCAGGAGAAUGAUAAUGCCUUUCUCUUCCCAGCUGUGCCCCCUGCACCUCGAGGGAGUAAUUUUUCUCCUCUCUGCUCCUGCCUGCCCACCUCUAGGAAGAACAUAUUCCUUCUUCAGGGAACACCAAAGGCCAAGAAAUGCUUGGAAAAGAUGUUCAAUUUCCUUCCUUGUACCAAACCUUGGGGACCCCAAGGAGCAGCUGUUUAGCUGAAGCAGAGCUGUUCCUGUCCUCUGUCCUGGCUGCCCAAGGAACCACAGAAGAUAUCCCUGAUGCGGGCCCUGUACCACUCUCAGGCAUCCCUAGGGCUGAGGCUAAUCCCCACCACCUUAAAGAUCUGUAAUUGCAAUGCCCACCUCUCAGCUUGUGUUUCACACUCAUCCGGCCAGGGGGAAGGAGUGGGCACCUUUAGGUCAUGAUUGUUCUUAUUCCAUAUUCCCAUAAUUUAAAGUCAGUCAAAUGAAUGUGGUUGCAACAGAGGCGUCUAAGGUUAAUGGGCUUGACUGUCUUCUGAACGUGCCUCUCCUAUCUUAGACUGCAGAGGGAAUCUAGAGACCUUCUGUUCUUGACCUAACAAAAACCCAGCUUCACUGCAAUGAAUCCCUGAGCAGUCUCAGGGAAGCCAGCUUCCCCAGAGCACCAAACCCUACAAAGAUGAAGGCGACAAUUCUUCUGCUCACAGUGAGAUGCAUCCCUGUUACUGCUAUGUCCUGUGUCCCCUCCACUGUACUUGUUUGGUCUGGUGAUUCUGCAGUUACAACCACUUCUCUGGAAAACAGUUUGCAGAUUCUUAUUCCUGUCCACUGUCAGCAGAAACAGCCUUAACCUAUAUGGCCAUGUCCAAUGCAGUUGCAUGCAGUGCUGGCUGCUGGUGGUGUGUAAUAACAUUGUUGUAGUAUGAGCUUGUGUUUCCAGUACUGAGAUUUAUGACUUAGUUGGGUUUUUAUUGAAAAUAAAUGAAAUGUACAGUGUAAUGGUAUUUCUCAGGGUGAUCACCAUAGUGAGUGGCUGAUAGCAUUCUAAGAAUCAGUGUAUAAGGGACCUUUGGAGGUCAUCUGGGCCAGCCCCUGCCCAGAGCUGGUCCUGUUAGACCAGGUUGCAGAGGACUGUGUCCAGUUGAGUUACGGGUGGAGAGCCAUAGCCUCUCAGGGGCAGCCUGUUCCAGUGUCUGACCACCCCUGUGGUGAAAAGCAUUUUCCCUCAUGUCUACCUGGAAUUUCUAAUGCUUCACCUUGAGUCUGUUGUCUCUUGUCCUAUGACUGUUCUUCUCUGAGGAAAGUCUGACCCCAUCUUCUCUGUACCCCCCACUCGACAGCUGAAGGCCAUGAUAUGAUGUCCACUUUGCCCUCUUGGGUCAAGACUGAACAAAACCUGGGUAGUUUAAUUGUAAAGUUUUAGUUCCUUAUGCUUAUUACAGUCCUGUUCUUCAGUCCCAUCCUGCAGCUGUAGCAGUAUGUGGCUUAUUUUGCCAGUAAGGGAUAUAUUGUUUUUUUUUUUCCUUUGGGAGUGAAUGAAGUCUGAAUAGAUCAACUGUAUGAGCACUGGGAUCCAAAAGGAGGAAAGAUUGUGGUACAAAUAGUUUGCUGUUAUGGGCAGAUUGCAGUGCCUCUGUUGAAGAUUGUGGUUGUUAUGCCUUUGGGAGAAAAAAUAAUUUGCACAAGUAUAAUCUGAUCCCUCCCCAUCAUCAGAGAUUUUACAGAGAUGACUAGUCCCAGGCAUCUCAACUCUGGCAUCUGCAUCUUCCACAACCUAGAUUACAUCUCUAGGCUUAUUUAGAGCCAGCCUGUUCUCCCAGAGAUCUAGCAAAGAAACCCAUGGUGUUACUCAUCAUCACUCACAAAUUUACUUGUGCUGCAGCACGUGUGAAAGCAAGUUGUUACUCUACCUCAGCCUGUUCCCGUGUCCUGUACUGAACCUGCCAGGCUGCUGCUGGCCAGACCUGCCACACACUGGAGGAGUAGUUUUGACUGGAACAGAAUCCACAGCUAAUGACCAAGGUACACAAGCCACACCAGCAGGGCCAAAACCUGCUGUACUCUAUAGCCUUCAGGUGCUCCAUCUGCCAAGUGAGACCUUUUCCUUCAGUGCUGCAGUUGGGAUCCCCACAUGGAAAAAGCGAGGUGGGAAGCACAGAUGGGGAACCCUUGGUAAUUACUGGCUCUGUGUCAGCUCUGUGGAGGCUGCAGCCAUAUCUUUUUACUUCUCCUCAUUAAGACAUGUUAGGAUUCUGGCAAGUGCCAGAGGUUUGUAUUUGCUUUAGCUCUGUUCAAAAAAACCCAAACUAUUGCCCCAGGUUUUCCUGCAAAUGUAAGUCUUCAUUUGGCUUCUAGUUCCCCACGCCAAGGGU
Molecule: messenger RNA, 4338 nt
Organism: Pezoporus occidentalis (night parrot)
Lineage: Eukaryota; Metazoa; Chordata; Aves; Psittaciformes; Psittacidae
Product: solute carrier family 23 member 1-like
Exons: 12
Coding region: 29-1903 (624 amino acids)
Biological process (GO): transmembrane transport
Cellular component (GO): membrane
Molecular function (GO): transmembrane transporter activity
Source: RefSeq, a predicted model, not a curated record